This is a messenger RNA of Medicago truncatula (barrel medic), 1210 nucleotides long. Its product is annotated as F-box/kelch-repeat protein At1g80440. Gene Ontology annotation, biological process: regulation of phenylpropanoid metabolic process; negative regulation of cytokinin-activated signaling pathway. Gene Ontology annotation, molecular function: protein binding. The record is from RefSeq and is a predicted model, not a curated record. NCBI's taxonomy places the organism in Eukaryota, Viridiplantae, Streptophyta, Magnoliopsida, Fabales, Fabaceae.
AUGGAGUUGAUUUCAGGUUUACCAGAAGACAUAGCACGAGAAUGUUUGGCUCGAGUUUCAUACCAAUAGUUUCCGGUGGUUGCCUCCGUCAGCAAAGGGUGGCAAACAAAGAUUCAGACACUAGAGUUUCGUCGUGUACGGAGGAGUGCAAGACAUGCACAAAAAAUACUUGUCACGGUUCAGUCCAAGUUUGAUUCAGAAAAAUGCAAAACCGGUUUAUUGGUUAAAGCUACAACGAACCCGGUUUAUAAGCCGAACGUAUUGGAAACUGAAAUGGGUAUUUGGAGCGAGUUACCAAUGGGACCCGAAUUAAGCGAAGGAUUACCCUUAUUUUGUGAGAUUGCAAGUGUGGGGUAUGAUCUAGUUGUUACAAGUGGGUGGGUCCCUGAUUCUUGGAAAGCUUCAAAUUCAGUGUUUAUUUAUAGCUUCCUAUAUGCUAAGUGGCGCCGCGAGGCCGAUAUGCGUGGGCCUCACACAUUUUUCUCAUGUGCAUCAGAUCAUGAAUGAAUGGUCUAUGUGGUAGGAGGACACGACGAGGAGAAUAAUGUGUUGAAAUCAGCGUUUGCGUAUGACGUGGCAAAUGAUGUGUGGGUCUCGCUUCCUGAUAUGGUGAGGGAGCGUGAUGAGUGUAAAGCUGUGUUUUGUGCUGGAAACAAUGGCUUUGGCACGAUCAAAGUUGUUGGUGGGUAUCGUAUGGAGAUGCAAGGGCGAUUUGAACGUAGUGCGGAGGAGUUUGACGUAGCCACAUGGUGGUGGGAUCCGGUUGAAGAGGAGUUUUUGGAUGAUGCCACUUGUCCAAGGACUUGUGUGGAUGGUUGUGAAUUGGAUAGAAGAAUGUACAUGUGUAUGGGUGAUGAUGUGGUGGCAUUGGAUGGUGACACGUGGCUGGUGGCGAAUGUACCUUUGGAUAUAAGGAAUGUUGCUUAUUUGGGAGCUUGGGAAGAAUCAGUUUUGGGGUUAGAGAUAUGGAAUUGGGAGAGUUUUGCUGAAACCUGGGUUCUGCCCGUAGAGCAUAUCGUCAUCGCUCGCCAUAGCGACAAUUCUCUACUUUUGUUGAUUGGGUCUUGUGGGUUUAGGCAACCUUAUAUGGGCUUUGUUUUGGGCCUAAAGAGUGGUGUUUGGAGUAAACUUGAAAGCCCAUAAAACUUCAUCGGGCACGUUCAAUCUGGUUAGGGAUGGCAAUGGGUACUCAAUGGGUAGGGUACUACAG